Molecule: messenger RNA, 891 nt
Organism: Pelecanus crispus (Dalmatian pelican)
Lineage: Eukaryota; Metazoa; Chordata; Aves; Pelecaniformes; Pelecanidae
Gene: RAMAC
Product: RNA guanine-7 methyltransferase activating subunit
Biological process (GO): RNA 5'-cap (guanine-N7)-methylation
Cellular component (GO): mRNA capping enzyme complex
Molecular function (GO): RNA binding
Source: RefSeq, a predicted model, not a curated record
AAGUUUUCAGAAUGACUUCCUUGGUUGACAUGCCCUUGAAUUAUGAAAAGAUGUUUGCUCAUCGAUUCACAUCAGAUGAUGAAGAGUACCAAGAAUAUCUAAAACGCCCUGCAGAUCCCCCUCCUAUAGUUGAAGAAUGGAGAAACAGAUCUGGUGGCAACCAAAGGAACAGAGAUCGGUUUCAAGAUGGUAGAUAUUUUAGAGGGGACAGAUACAACUGGCAAGGUGACUAUAGAUCUAAUCAGAGGCCAGAAAGAAGUUGGGGUAAUAACUACCAGCAGCACAGACAAGGACAAUCGUACUCCUCCCACUACGGACAAUAUGGCUACAACUCCUACAACCCAGGGCCUCGUUACCAUCCCUACUGAUGGUACUCGCGGUUUGAAAGUCCAGCAAUGCUAUGUAACAAAUGCAGUUAGACUUCAGUUUUCUUAUUUUUCCACAGUUUUAUAGAUAACUGAAGAAUCAGUAUUACAGUCCAUUGCUGUUUAUCUGUAGUGUGAAUUGAAAAAGGGAAUACCUUUUAUGAAUAAUAAAAGCAUAUUAUACAGAGUUUGUUUAGAGUCUGUAGAUCUUAGAAUAAAUUUCUAUCUUAUUCUUCUGUCUGAAUACAUACUAGUACACUUCUUUUCUUCCAUCACUGAGAUUUCUCUCUGUUACAUUUUAGAAAACACAACAGGUCAGGGGAAAACAGCUAGCUGCAGUUUGUGUGCAGCCUGUAGUAGUGGCACAUCGCCUUAAGAUAGUUCUUUUUUGAAAGUGACAUACUGCGUCUUUCUCUGGAGAGAGUUUCUUAGUUUGGCUUUUGAUAGUGAGAAAAGCUCAGUUUGGUUUGACUUUCAGAUGCCUUAAAACUGAGAGGAGAGAUGCUAUUACAGAAAUAUUCUAUGG